AUGGCUGAUAAAGAUGAAGAUCCAUUAGUACUCAAGAACUUGGCCGUUAAUUUUGAUUAUUUGAUGUAUAAGAUUAAUGAUCAUAUAUCUAAUUUAUCGGAGAAAACAUUUCAUGCUGUUAAUGCUAAACAAGACUUUGUUAACGGAGAAUACCUACAAAAGCAACUAGAUCUAGAGAAAGAAAUCAAUGAAAUUGAUCUUAUAUUAAGUAGGUGUAAUGAAUUAGAACUAGAUUUCAUGAAAUUAGAUCAACUCUAUCUGUUUGUUGAGGACUUCAAAUCAAGAUUAAACUCACUUGAGGACGGUUUCAAAGAAAUAAGUAAAUAG
This is a messenger RNA of Debaryomyces tyrocola, 327 nucleotides long. The record is from the annotation of a GenBank genome assembly. NCBI's taxonomy places the organism in Eukaryota, Fungi, Ascomycota, Pichiomycetes, Serinales, Debaryomycetaceae.